AUUAUUGUUGUUUUUUUUCAACAAGUACAAAAAGUAUUAACAAAACAGAGUUAUCAAGAUUAUAUUGGUGAACUAUGGUGAAAAUAGCGCUUCAAAUUAAAGCAACAUUAGAAUGUGUUGAAAAGUUAUAUACAAACCAUCCGUACUAUCAGUGGUUUUUGAAAUUAAAAUGUGGAAGUUGCGGCGAGGUAUCGGAAAAGUUUCACGAUCUCACAGAAGCCGAGAAAGUUCCACAGAAACAUAACAGAUCCGAAACAAACCUGUUAAUUAAGUGCAAGUUAUGUUCCAGAGAAAACAGUAUGGAUGUUAUUGAAGGAAGCAAUGGAGUUUUCACAAGCAAUGAUGUAGGUAAAUUCAAAACAAUAGUAAUAUUUGACUGCAGAGGAGUGGAGCCCGUUGACUUUGAACCAAAAUCUGGAUGGAUUGCUGAAGCUGAAGAUGAUGGAAAAAAGUUUGAAGAUGUUGACCUCUCGGAGAAGGAAUGGGUGGAUUAUGAUGAAAAAAACCAGAACUCUGUUGGCAUUUAUGAGUUAGAGUGGCAGUUUGUUAAAGUUAAAUAA
Papilio machaon (common yellow swallowtail) is the source of this 560-nucleotide messenger RNA. RefSeq names its product UPF0587 protein GA18326. The transcript has 3 exons. Gene Ontology annotation, molecular function: zinc ion binding. Bases 75 to 560 code for a protein of 161 amino acids. The record is from RefSeq and is a predicted model, not a curated record. NCBI's taxonomy places the organism in Eukaryota, Metazoa, Arthropoda, Insecta, Lepidoptera, Papilionidae.